UGCCGUGUCCGGAUGCCCCCCCAUGACCCUCUGUGUUUGCAGCGCUGCUGGGACGUGGCUCUGGCGCCGCUGAAGCAGAUCCCCAUGAACCUGUUCAUCAUGUACAUGGCCGGCAACACCAUCUCCAUCUUCCCGGCCAUGAUGGUCUGCAUGAUGGGCUGGCGCCCGCUGCAGGCCCUCAUGUCCCUGUCUGCCACCCUGAAGGCCCUGGAGAGCUCCAGCCGGCGGGCGCUGCAGGGGCUCGUGUUCCUGGUGGGCAACGGGCUGGGGCUGGCACUGGCCCUCUACAAGUGCCAGGCCAUGGGGCUGCUGCCCACCCGCCCCUCCGACUGGCUGGCCUUUGUCACCCCUCCGCAG
Zonotrichia albicollis (white-throated sparrow) is the source of this 357-nucleotide messenger RNA. NCBI's taxonomy places the organism in Eukaryota, Metazoa, Chordata, Aves, Passeriformes, Passerellidae. The record is from RefSeq and is a predicted model, not a curated record.